AUGCGGUGGAUUUAUUUGGCCUGUAGUGAUCAUAAUGUUUUUCCAUUACAUAAAGAGAGUUUCAUGUGUUUACAAUUGUUGUUGGAGACUUCCAAGCUACAAGGACUGACGUGGCACUUGAGGAAAACCAAUUGGAUUGGAGAACCGACCGACGCUUUGGACAACGAGGACGCGACACUGGAGAGUGAAAACAUUAAAAAUGGCGACACUCUUAUUGUUGAAGAGGGACGACUUCCCCCAAAGGGAUUUCUUCGUCUUUCAUUGUGGCAAACAAAAGCGAAAGAACCAAGUUCUGAAGGCGUUCUCACCUGGAUUACAUCGGGUAUACAGGGUCUUCUUGGGUCAUCUUCAAUAGAGACUUCAGAAAAUGUCGACAACUCUGAGGGGCGCGACUCAUGGGAGCCAUUGGAAGAUGUAGAGAUAUCCCAAGAAGCCUCGGUGUAUGAUCUAAAGCUGCAGAUUAGCCUCUUACCUCAGUUAUCAGCUCACGUGAUCCCCACACCUGGAUAUAUCAGACUUCAGGAAGUCGUCGACAAUCAGCUGACAAGAGUUCUUAGAGGAAUUAAUCAAACUUUAAGGCAGCUAAAACUGACCUCCUCUACUCAACUUUCUGUGUGCAUUCUUCAACACGAAGAGGAUUUAAGUCCUUCUGCAGUUCUGUUAAAAUUAAAAAGACGAAUGCCAGAGGAGAGACGUUACUACGACGAACAAGAGGUGAUCUUUGAGCCGUCUGAUGGUGCCUCGCCUGCGUCUUUACGUCAGUUUGUAGCCAAAGUUUGUAAUAUACCUCUUGAUCGACUUCAUGUGGCUAAGUACUUCAGAGCCAAGUACGAGUGGAUGGUUAUUAGAGACACACCUCAAAAGCAGGGUAAACGUAAAGGUGGGAAAAAGAAAAUCAAUUUACGGCAAUCUCCUUUUCAUCUUCAAGACGGGGACGUCCUUGGUGUGAAGGAAUGCCUGUUCGAUGCUGAAGACAGAGAUGAUUUCAGUACACCAGCUGAUGACGAAGGAAAACAGAAACUUCGGAGAGAAGAAGAAGAGAAAAAGCUUAGGAAAAAAGAAAAGCGAGCUCGACGACCAGAGGUCCCACUAAGCAUCCACGUGGACGACUUUAGAUAUCAGAUAUUUAUUCUGGAAGGAUAUGAGAAUUCUUUUAAUAGUACUUGAGGAGGGCGCGGAGAAGUCCAAAAGGCCACGGGCCUAUAAACUGCGCUUAAUAGGGCGGGAAGUCUGGAAACUAAAAGAAAGACAUCAAACAACAGGCAAAGCCUGAUUACAAAUAACCAUAAAGUCCACCGAGUAGCAGCGAAUAUCGCAGCAAGAAAUUUCUUAACGGACAGAGUUUGAAAUAAUAAAAUGUACGCUAAUUUGGAUUAUAAAACAUAAAAAUUAGGAGACUCACUAAGAUUUGAGCACGAGGUCGAGUACAACUACAACUUUUCAAUGCUAGUUUGCAGGCUUCAUUAUCACAUCACAUACCCAUCUCAUCCCAUGAGCUACUCUCUCUAACUAAAUCUAACAUGAAGAGCGAGGGUUCUGGAAACGUCACUGGUGUGAAAUUCAAAAAUCGUACUGAUACUCAAUCUCGUACUCCUGGUUCAAUCUAAAGGUCUCUAUUACUAAUGUAGUGACACAGCACGUGUCUAAUUUAUUAAAACUGUUUUACAACCUUUA
Molecule: messenger RNA, 1674 nt
Organism: Orbicella faveolata
Lineage: Eukaryota; Metazoa; Cnidaria; Anthozoa; Scleractinia; Merulinidae
Product: ubiquitin carboxyl-terminal hydrolase 40-like
Biological process (GO): protein deubiquitination
Cellular component (GO): nucleus; cytosol
Molecular function (GO): cysteine-type deubiquitinase activity
Source: RefSeq, a predicted model, not a curated record